CCGAGCUUUGCCGCCUUACUGGCCACCGUUUGGGUCCGCUCUCGGGUACCGGCUCUCCAGAGCGGCCGGUGACCCUCCGUGUCUGGCUGGCUAGAGCAGCGUUUACGCCGCUCAGUGGCUUAAGUUGAUUCUGUCUCCGCCCACUGCCACUAGUCAGUCUCUCCUACGAGGUGCGGCUGAAUGGGCGGCCGGGACUCCCGGCUGGAGCGUCUCCUGGAACACCGUAGAGAUGUGGUCCUCCGACAGCCCAGCCGGCCACCGAGUGUGGGAUAGAGCGCCUACGUCAUUUUCUGUCGCCUCCGGCUGGGUGAGGAGCGGCAGCACCUGAGGAGGACGCCACCAAGUAGGGCAAACUCUGAGGCUAGCGAGAAACGUGACAGCGUCAGGGAUUACGCUGAACCUCGAAGGGAACUAGGGGGUGCAGCCUGGUUCUAUCCCUGCCGACCUCAGAGGGCGGCUGUGAGUCUAGAUCGGGGGCGAUCGCGUCCUGAGAGAGGCGAUCAAGGCUUCUUUGCUGGCCUGAAUAGGAAGAGCAAGGCUGAGGACAGCCUAGGUCACCAGCGUAGCUUGGAGGCAGGCCUGCAGGCGCAUCCCCGCUCCUCAGCUCCGAGCUGACGCAUCUACACCGGCCAGCAGCCCAUUAAGAUGGCUGGCUAUGCCACUACUCCCAACCCCAUGCAGACACUUCAGGAGGAAGCGGUGUGUGCCAUCUGCCUGGAUUAUUUCGAGGAUCCCGUGUCCAUCAGCUGCGGGCACAACUUCUGCCGAGGGUGUGUGACCCAGCUGUGGGGUAAGGAUGAGGAAGACCGGGACGAGGAAGAUGAAUGGGAGGAGGAAGAGGAGGAUGGGGGAGCCGUGGGGGCCAUCGGUGGAUGGGACAACUCCAUUCGAGAGGUGUUGUAUCGGGGGACUGCUGACGAGGAGCUGUUCCAGGACCAAGAGGAUGAUGAAUUCUGGGUUGGUUACAAUGGUGCAAGGACUUGGGACAAUGUGGAUUAUGGGUGGGACCAGGAGGAAGAAGAGGAGGAAGAUCGGGACUAUUACCUAGGAGGCUUGAGAUAUGACCUGAGAAUUGAUGUCUACCCAGAAGAGGAGGAGGUACUGGAAGCUUACAAUGAGGAAGAGGAUGAAGAAUUGUAUCCUGACAUCCACCCACCUCCUCCCCCGACCCCUCCACGGCAAUUCACCUGCCCCCAGUGCCGAAAGAGCUUUACACGUCGCAGCUUUCGUCCCAACCUACAGCUGGCCAACAUGGUCCAGAUAAUUCGUCAGAUGUGCCCCACUCCUUAUCGAGGGAGCCGGGGGAACGAUCAGGGCAUCUGUUUGAAACACCAGGAAGCCCUGAAACUCUUCUGUGAGGUUGACAAAGAGGCCAUCUGUGUGGUGUGCCGAGAAUCCAGGAGCCACAAACAGCACAGCGUGGUGCCCUUGGAGGAGGUGAUGCAGGAGUACAAGGAAAUAAAGUUGGAAAGAACUCCUUGACUGGUGGGAAUACAAAGAAGAUAGAGCAAGAAAGCAUUCAGAGCAAGACCUGUAAUCAAUGAGGUACAUGAAAGGUAUGAAAGGUUGGGUAGCCACAGGAGAUGGUCAUUGUGGAAAUGGUUCCAUUUAUACAUCUAUUUCUAUCACAUAUCCAGGACAAUUACAUUGUUUUGAGGUUGAGUGUUUUGAGGUUGAGUGUUCUUUUAAAACUUGAUUUUGUGUAAGAAGAGGCUUUUUAGCCCUGAAAAGUUUAUUUACAUCUUCCAUUUUGCCCAUCCCAUGAGUUAGAGUUCGACUUGACUCUGCAAGCUAGAAUCAGAGGAUUAUGAAAGUAACAUCAUUUAGAUUUAAUAACUACUAUUUAGGGCACCACUAAAUGGUGCCAGGUUUUAGGUGGCAGACAGGUGUAUAAAAAGAAAAUGAACAAAGAUUUCACUUAUCGGGGCUCAGGCAUAACUGGAUCCCUGGAUUGCCCUGCCACCCACCUGCCGCCAAUAAAAUCAUUCAUCCCUCUGCAAGAGGGACCAGAUGCUUCCAUUAUCAGUACUCCUUGUUUUUCUGUUUUCUCCUUUGAGGUAGCUAAAAAUAGCAGCCAAACAUUUUUUUUUGAGGCUUUUCUCAAGUAUAUAUUCAUGUUAUGAUGCAGAAGAUAGGGUCGACUUCUUCAGUUGUGUUAUCUGAAAAUGUUGGGCGGUGACACUGCCAAACACUGUAAAAUUCAUGCCACUAAAAACAGUGGAGUGUUCUGCAAAGCACAGUUCUCUGCAGUUUUAAGAGUGGACAGUAUUGGAAUAUUAACAGGAAUCUUCAGAGGCCAUGAAAGCUUAAUAUUAAAUAGCCCUUUUAAUUACAAAGGAGAAAAAAAUGGAGAAACUUGUGAAACCCUGCAUUCUGAGUGUUGCCACAACUUUGAGAGGAAAUUAAGGAAUUCCAGAAUUUCUUCAUCUGCUUCUGCAGUCUGAACUCUGAAUUAAUGACUGAGUAUAUCAAACUUCAGCUUUUAAGAAACAUCAGCUCACCCUUCAUUGGUACUAGUUGAGAUGAAUCUCCUGAUGAAGAAAACUGCUUUGCUUAUGUUCAAAAGAGGACUUUCAAAACUGGAUGUGCUCUUUUCACAAGCCUAGUACUUGACCACUAAAGACUAUUUUUGAAGCUGUAUCAAAUGAACUGAGUUGGAGAAAAUUUUAUAGGAGUAUAUGUUGAUGGUGCUACAGCAAUUCCGUGUUUUAGAUCCGUUUUCUGGGCAAAAAUUGAAGAUAAAUUGCAUUCAUGAAGAUAAAUUGCAUUCAAGAUGAACUGAAGCAGUCACCACCAAGCAUCAACUUCCAUCGAUUCCCCAUAAUCUACUGGAAAUCUUCAGCCUUGCUGUCAGCACAGACCAUUAUGAGAAACAGUACAUUCCGUCCUAGUUUGUCUUGCUUUUUGAAGAUUUGAACACCAUUCAGUGUUUUCUGUUACAUACUAAAAGUUUCUUGAUUGUCAAAGAGAACUGUAUUCAGCUGAAUUUAUGGACAGAACAACCCCAAUGUUGGAACAAUGAAAGAGAAUCUAUACUUUAAAAUUUCAAAGAAAUUAAAAAUUUCAGCAGAGUUUUAACACAUUGAGCUUAAAAUACAUUAUGAGAUACUUCAAAACUUGCCAAAAAUACAACCAUAAAAAUAAAGCACAUGUAUAUAUAAGCAAACUCAUGCUAAAAAUGUCUAAUUUUCUUGGCCAAUCUUUUGAGGACCAGAUUCAUAAAUGUUAUUUCAAGGAAAAAAGUGAAAUUUUCAGAAUUAUCUCAGAUGAUAUGUUCCUGACCUUAUUCCUAAAACCUACCUCUGGUAGCUUUUGGGAGGAAUGUAUUUCACACCAAUGUUCAGUCCUCACUGAAGAGAUUCAAGAGGAGUUUGUGAAACUCAAAGUCUGAUUAUUUUGACUAGAAUCUUCCAGAUAAAUACUCUAGAGAAACAGGUGUAAAAUGUCUAAACAUAUUGGAAGCCUUUAUUCCAUUCGUUAUUCCAUUUUCUCUGUACAUCUUAAAAAGCUUUUUUUCUUUUUGGUUAUAUCUAGCUGUGGGGAGAAAAUAGUGCAGGAGUACAGAGUGUUGUUGAAAACAGCUUGUGUUUUUUUGCAUCUUCUACACCACCCAGGAAAGAAAAGUUCAGGCUUAACAGUGACAUGGUUAUCAUAUCAUCUGAAUAAAUUUUUUCCUUCUAAAAUUACCAUUGCUUUGAUUAAUUUUAGUCAUGAUAGUUAAUUUUGAAAUUUAAGAUAACAAUGAAGGAGUGAAAAUGUGAGAGUUUUACGCAUAUGAAAAGUAGGGGUGUGGGUUACAGAAAUGUUGAGAAAAAACUGGUAUAUCCAUUUGCA
Molecule: messenger RNA, 3834 nt
Organism: Lemur catta (Ring-tailed lemur)
Lineage: Eukaryota; Metazoa; Chordata; Mammalia; Primates; Lemuridae
Gene: TRIM52
Product: tripartite motif containing 52
Exons: 2
Coding region: 646-1482 (278 amino acids)
Molecular function (GO): zinc ion binding
Source: RefSeq, a predicted model, not a curated record